UCGCUGAUGCCGGCGGUGUUGAAAGCGUCUUUCCUUACCGGAUAGAGGUUAUGUUCGUUGCGUGUAUCGUAAAAGUUACAAGAAUAAAUGUUCAUGUAGCCGUCAAAUAGACAUAUACUCUCUUUCCUUGAGUUAUUUUUGUAAGGAAGUCAUUGGAAAUCCUACAAUCUUCCAAGAUGUCUGGAGGUAUGCUCUACGGUGGAGAUGAGAUAGGAGCAUUGGUAUUCGAUUUGGGCCAUCAUUCUUUGAGAGUGGGCUAUGCUCAGGAAGAUACCCCAAAGGCAGAGAUCCCAGCUGUUGUUGGUAUCGGAGAGGAUGCUAAUGGUACAGCUACUAAAAAUGAACCUAUGGACAUUGAUGAUAAGAAGCCUGAUAGCAAUAUCACACAGAGUGGGACCAAAUAUUAUAUUGACACCACGAUUCUUCAUGUUCCACGGAAAAAUAUGGAGAUUGCAAGUUAUAUGAAAGAUGGCAUGAUUGAAGAUUGGGAUCAUUUUGAAAAGGUUUUAGAUUAUACAUAUUCAAAAAUAAUUCAAUCCGAUUCCGAAUAUCAUCCUGUAUUAUUCUCUGAAUCACCGUGGAAUGUACGCAGCAAGAGGGAGAAACUGACUGAGCUAAUGUUUGAAAAAUACAAUGUGCCAGCUUAUUUUCUUGUGAAGAAUGCAGUUUUAGCUGCAUUUGCAAAUGGCAGAGCAACUGGUAUUGUUGUUGAUAGCGGUGCUACACAUACAUCAGCGGUACCUGUGCAAGAUGGAUUUGUAUUGACACAAGCUACUGUUAAAUCUCCUCUCGGCGGAGAUUACAUAAGUAUGCAGUGCAGACAGUUCUUACAGGACAACGAUAUCGAUUUAUCUCCCCCUUAUAUGGUGGGUAGCAAAGAAGUAGUCAAGGAUCAUGAUAAACCACGAUGGGUUAAAAAGAAAGGUUUGCCUGAAGUCACUAAGUCUUGGCAUAAUUAUAUGGUGAAGAAGGUAAUUCAGGAUUUUCAAGCCACAGUUCUCCAAGUAUCAGAAACAGCGUUCGAUGAAAUUGUUUCUACAAUUCCUGCGGUACAAUAUGAAUUCCCUACUGGAUAUCAUCAAGACUUUGGAAGUGAAAGAUUUCGAAUACCAGAAGCAUUAUUUGAUCCUAGUAUGGUACAGACGCGUCAAGGUAUGGCCAUUGGUAAUGCUAUGUUAGGAGUGGGCCACAUCGUCACGACCAGCGUUGGCAUGUGCGAUGUCGAUGUACGACCAGCGCUUUAUGGAAGUGUUGUGGUAACCGGUGGCAACUCGUUUAUUCAGGGUUUUACAGAGCGCUUGAAUAGAGAUUUAUCCCUGAGAAUACCUUCUAGCAUGCGCCUCAAAUUGAUCAGUGCAAAUGGUUGCGCGGAAAGAAGAUUCGGGGCUUGGAUAGGUGGUUCGAUAUUAGCUUCGAUCGGUACUUUCCAACAAAUGUGGAUCUCCAGUCAGGAAUAUGAAGAGAGUGGAAAGAGUCAAGUAGAAAGAAAAUGUCCUUAAACCGCGAUACUUUAUUGUAUGUUUAUAUCGAGUCGUAUUAAAGCGUCAGAUUUGUACAGAGAAACAUUGCACAGAAAGUGAGUACAAUUUUGGGGACACAAAAUCUACAUUUUAUGAUAUUGUGUGUGCAUUGUUUGAUUAUGCAAAUAUGAGACUAUAAAUCAUCUUUUUACAUAAAACGACUUUUAUAACGUUAUACUAUGAUAACAAAUAUACUUGUCAUGUUAUCAAAUUAUAAUAUCUCUAGCACUCGAUACAUAUAGAUAAAUAUAAUAUAAAUGACAUAACACUGUUCUGAAUUAUGCUGUAGGCAUGAAAUGGAAGAAUCAUUAUUAUUUAUUGCUGAUAUGCUCUAUGAAAAAAUGAAAACUUGUGCCGUAUAAAAUGACGAAAUUUUGUAAAUUGUAAUAAGAUUUUUUAUAAAACUUACCACAUGGCAAAAGUUCUGUCUUCAAAAUAAAAACUCAUUAUCUGUA
Messenger RNA from Nylanderia fulva, 1975 nucleotides. RefSeq names its product Brahma associated protein 55kD (gene Bap55). Lineage: Eukaryota; Metazoa; Arthropoda; Insecta; Hymenoptera; Formicidae. The record is from RefSeq and is a predicted model, not a curated record.